Molecule: messenger RNA, 1506 nt
Organism: Branchiostoma belcheri (Belcher's lancelet)
Lineage: Eukaryota; Metazoa; Chordata; Leptocardii; Amphioxiformes; Branchiostomatidae
Product: decapping and exoribonuclease protein-like
Exons: 8
Coding region: 91-1338 (415 amino acids)
Biological process (GO): nuclear-transcribed mRNA catabolic process; NAD-cap decapping
Cellular component (GO): cytosol; nucleus
Molecular function (GO): mRNA 5'-diphosphatase activity
Source: RefSeq, a predicted model, not a curated record
GAUUGGUUCAGACGGAGAAAUUUCCCACUACUCUUUGCGGCAUCUCCCCCGAGGCCACCACUUCCGGGUUUCGAACCCAAAGACGUAAACAUGACAUCUUCCACGGGACUUAAAAGACGGAUAGAAGAUACAGGAACGAGCCAGAAGAAGCCGAGAUAUGAACUAAAACGUGCGGAAGAUUUCGGCGGAGGGAGAAACACGUUUGAUGUCUACCCGGUAUCGAGAUUUGACCUCCCUUUUCCCAACUACCGACAGCCGUCCGAGGUGGGCGUGUUCUCACUGGACACAGCGCGCGACUUCCACAACGACGGACGCAAACUGCGAUAUUAUGUUGUCCCUCCUGAUCCCAAACGUGUGAACUUUGACCUGACGGAGGGGUACGACACUUUGAUCAAAAGAGAUGAAGAUGAGAAAGAACAUCUAGAUCACAUUUUAAGAUGGAUCCUUAAGAACAGACGGAAGUUUGUACUUGCCAGAAGAUCCAUUUCUUCAAGCUCGGAGACUGGCGAACAAGAAACUGGAGCUGAACAUGCAGAAGGCGACAGCCAGCUGCACACAGACUUCAUCGCGUGGCGCGGACACUUCACCAAGCUCCUCUGUACGCCGUACGAGAACCAGGACGGAUGGACCAUGGCCGUGUCAAAGUUCAACGGGACCUGGUACAUCAGCGAGGUGGAGACGCCGGAACAGCGGGACCGCAGAGUCAACAUGGCGGACAGACAGCGCCAGAUGACGUACUGGGGGUACAAGUUUGAACAGUAUCUCACAGCAGCCGAGCCACGCGGGAAAACAGAGACAUCAGACCCUGUGAACACAAACGAAGCCUUCUGUACGGUCAUCCGAACACGACUCAACACUCACUCACUGGUCUUCUCAGGGGAGGUGGACUGCAGGGCAGCUGACGACCACAUGAGGGCGCCGCAGUGUUACAUCGAACUGAAGACCAGCCGGGAGAUGUUCACACCAAACCAGCAAAGGAACUUCAGAAGAUAUAAGCUGCUGAAGUGGUGGGCUCAGUCCUUCCUUCCGGGCGUGCCCAGAAUCGUCUGUGGUUUCCGUGACGAUAGCGGAGUCGUCCAUUUUCUGGAAACCUUCAAGACCAUGGAGAUACCAAACAUCAUCAAGGCUGACUCUCACACAUGGAACCCGUCUGUCUGUGUCAACUUCUGUGACCAGUUCCUUUCACAUGUCAAGAAAGUGGUGCAAGAAGACAACUGCAGGCUUGUUUACUUGUUUACCUGGAGACCAAACUGUCCUGUUACCCACACUGUACACAGGGACUCGGAGUACAGUUUUCUCCCAGACUGGUACACACAGGCCUUCCAUACAACUACUUAAUGUGGCAUGAUGUUAUCCUGUAGUGUGAUGUAAGUUAGCUGUCAGGACAUCAUGAUUGGUUAACUGGAUUGAACAUGAAUUAUGUAGUAUAGCAGUCAUGAUUGUGUGUUAUAGUGUGAACUAUAUGAUGUUGUUGAAGCUUGCCAACAUUGUUGAUAUACAUUUGUA